This is a messenger RNA of Gordionus sp. m RMFG-2023, 1929 nucleotides long. RefSeq names its product GATA zinc finger domain-containing protein 4-like. The record is from RefSeq and is a predicted model, not a curated record. NCBI's taxonomy places the organism in Eukaryota, Metazoa, Nematomorpha, Gordioida, Chordodea, Parachordodidae. The transcript is spliced from 9 exons. The coding region runs from base 1 to 1929 and encodes 642 amino acids.
AUGAAACGCAAUAUGGAGGACAAGAACACAGUUGCUGAUAUAGCGCUAGAGAAGUUUUUGUUCAAUUACAGAAACACACCUAAUACGACUUACGGGCAUUCCACCCACCAAAUUAAUGUUCAAUCCAUUAUUUCUCCGAAUAGGAUCAUUAACUCAGGGGAUAAAGUAUGGUUCAAAGUAUUUGGCGAAAACAAAUGGGAUAAAGGUACUAUCAAACGAAAGUAUAGCGACCUUUUAUAUGAAGUGGACACAGGAGGAUUUCUUGAAGGGAAAGGAUGCUGUCAGUACAUCAACACCGUCUUAUUCGAUUAUUGCCAAGACCGGUUCGAGCAUCAAAAAAACCCGAGAGAUAUGAAUGAAGCUAAUAAUCUAGAAAAUGAUCCUCACUACACUCAAGAGGAGGAAGAUGGAGUAGGAGAUUAUGGUGUUUCAUUAUUACAUUUUGAUUUUAAAAAAAAUAAAGACGAAGAAGAGACUCAAUCAUCUUCAUCUAGCAGCUCAGUCUCUCAUUGUCAAGAGAUAUUUAUGAAAGGCAAAGAUCAUUUCAAAAAUCAUGAUAUAGAGGCCGAGACUGGUUGGAGUAUAGUGAAAUACUUGUGUAAUCCAAGUGAUAAAUUUGGACAAACGGGAUUCAGAAAUUGGAAAAAUGCGUUAGCUGCCAAGAAGGGACUGCUAAAACACGAGAGCUCAAAAGCUCAUUUAAAAUCAAUUACAAUAUGGCAUGAUAAAAAUCAAAAUAUAAACAAAGGUACAGAAAUAACUAAAAUGUUGGGAGGUGAUCAAAUUAAUCGUAAUCAAUAUUAUAUUAAAUCAAUAUUUGAUUUGAUGCUAUUUCUUAGCAUACAAGAGCUACCUUUCCGUGGGACUGGUUCAACAAAUAUUACGGAUGCUACAAAAGAUGAAAACAUAAUUUAUUCUUCUGAGAUAUUUAUAGCAAUGUUUUCCUACACCAUUCAAAAAGACCCUGAAUUAAAUAAAAUUAUGAAAUUUAUACCCCAAAAUGCCCAGUUUACAUCACCACAGAUUCAAAACGAAGUAAUAUCCAUUAUGACAGAUAUGACCGAUAAAGAUAAAAACUUUAACAAUAAAAAUAGAAACGACAACAAUAAUUAUUUUAGACCUGAUAAUAAUUUUAGAAAUAAUUAUGAUAAUAGAAAUAGAAAUGGGAAUUACAAUAAUAAUUUUAGAUACAAUGAUAGGAAUUACGGUAAUAAUAAUUCGAGAUACCACGAUAAUUAUAACAACUAUAACUAUAAUAACUAUCGCUAUAACAAUAAUAAUCAAUCUAAUUAUGGUAGAAAUAAUACAUGGUAUGAUAAUAAUCAAAGAAAACAGAUCGAAUACGGUGAUGGAAAUCGUAACAAUUACCAAUCUUAUUACAACAAUUCAAAUAAUUAUAGAGGUACCUUAAACAGACAUUUGAUAAAACAUAAAAUUUAUACUUCUAAUAAUGAAAAUAUCUCAAAAACACAAUCUACUCUUAAUUUAAAUAUGCCCUCCACAAGUACAAAAUCACUUUCUUCAAUACCAUUGGAUAAAUUCCAAACAGAUCAUAUGAACCAACUCAUAAUAAAAUGGAACAUGGAUGCUAUAGCAGAAGUACUUUUUUUGAAUUACAAACAAUUUAAAGGGGUUUUCUUUACUGAGUGUGAAAAAGAAGACCUUAAAGAGGCUGUAGAUUUUCUAAGGCCCUUCUAUAAAACCACACUUGAUUUAUCAGGAUCCAAAUAUCCUACAGUUGGGAUUUCCAUGUAUAUGGAGAAUAUAAAUAAUGAAAUUUUAAAUAAUAUAAAAAAGGAUAAUAACAAUACAAGAAAAGAAAUUCUUAAUAACAUGCGGGUUAAAAUGCAGAAAUAUCUCAAAGAAUUAUUUUGCUAUGAUUCAUAUGUCUCCUCAACAUUAUUCGAUCCGAGAUUAAAACAAGUUUAA